UUUCCUUGCGUUCUCGUCAAGUACUUCCGGCAGUGACGCACGGUCCCGUUUCUCGGUCCCUCCGUCGGCUCUCACGUGUUUUUUGUGUAUAAAAGGGUUCCAGUCUGCACUCAUCAAUGUCUUGUGGGUCACCAGACAAACGCAGGAAGAUGGAGUCAGCGCUGAACCAGCUGAAGAAGUUCACCGUGGUGGUGGCAGACACGGGAGACUUUAACGCCAUCGAUGAGUACAAGCCUCAAGAUGCAACCACUAAUCCAUCUCUGAUCCUGGCUGCUGCUAAGAUGCCUGCUUACCAGAGCCUUUUGGAUCAGGCCAUAAAAUAUGGCAUUGCUAAAGGAGGUACUGAAGAGGAGCAGGUAGCCAACACGAUGGACAAGCUGUUUGUGAGUUUUGGACUCGAGAUUCUCAAGAAGGUUCCAGGCAGAGUGUCUACAGAGGUGGAUGCCAGAUUGUCAUUUGAUAAAGAUGAAAUGGUGGCAAAAGCCCUGAUGCUCAUAGCGCUGUACGAGGAGGCGGGCAUCAGUAAGGAGCGUGUGCUCAUCAAACUUUCCUCAACAUGGGAGGGGAUCCAGGCUGGCAGGGAGCUUGAGGAGAAACAUGGUGUUCACUGCAACAUGACACUGCUGUUCUCCUUUGCUCAGGCUGUAGCUUGUGCAGAAGCAAAAGUAACUCUUAUUUCCCCUUUUGUUGGGCGCAUUCUUGACUGGUACAAGGAGAACACAGACCGUAAAAGCUACGAGCCACAUGAAGAUCCAGGUAACAGCCAGCCUUAACUAGUGACUAAACGUCUCUGUGUUUCAGGCAAGAAAAGUUUCAACAAGCACAAGAGACCCAAACCUUGCUAGUUUUUAAAAAUAGUAGGAAAUUAGUAAAUGUAAUCAGGGGAUUGUUUGUUUACCACAGGUCGGAUAUACGCUACAGCUCAAAACUUGGAGAUCACCUUAAAUAGUUUUUUAUCUCCCAUUGAAAUGGGUGAAGUUUGUUCAAACAGACAAUAUAGCAAAUGAACAGGAAUUGUUGGGUUAGUAAUCUAAAAAUGAGUGGAAAUGAUGACGGUUUCUCUCACAUGAUGGAUCAGACAACCGUUUCAUAGCUUCAGCCGCAGUGGGUUAGGGUCCAUGUUGGGGUUGGUGUCCUGUUGUAGAAUGAAACUGGACCUAUCAAGCAUUACCCAUGGGUGUGAUGUUGCAAUUCUAAAUAAUUUGAGAACUCUUCACUUUGGGUGCCAUCAUAAACAUUAGGGAUGUGAAUCUUAGAGCAACUCACUAUUUGAUUCAAUGCUGAUUCUUGGGGUGCCGAUUCGAUUCAGAAUCGAUUCUCGAUUCUCAAUUUAAAUCGAUUCACAACCAGUAUUAACAAAGAGUGUCGGCUCCAGGACUAACUACUUUUUUGUACAAGUUAGUUAAAGCUAUGGGACAUUUUUAUUUGACUUUAAACUAGUCGUGCUCCAAAAAUGCUAAUUUACAAGGUAAAAUAAAGUGAUUCUAAAACUGUAAACAGAAGCAAUCUUUUAACCAAAAGGCAACAUUUAUUUUUGCUUACCUUGUAAAAUAUAACAAAUCUGUAGUUACCUAACAGUAGCUUUGAAAGUAAUACGGUCAAAUACUUUUCAAGUUUGUGUAGAAACAAGUUACAUGAGUAAUCCUGAGUACUCGGUACUUAGAAAAUAAAUAUGAGAAUAUCUCAAAUUUCUGAGUAUGGAAAAAAUUACAUUCAAGUGCCCUCUUAUCAGCAGAUUCAAACAUAAAUCAUCUCAAUUUAUGGGACCACAAAAAUGAACGGAGCACUGACUCUCCUAACAACGAUCAAAAAAGUGCAUCUCAAAGCUGUAACGUGCCAAAUAUUUGAGUUCUUAGAAUCGAUUCUGAAUCUUUAUAAAUAAGAAUCCCGAUUCAGGCUUGAAUCGAUUAUUUUUUUUCAGCACCUCUAAUAAACCUCAUGCGUAAAUCUAUUUUACUAUAUUUAGUGACUAAGUGUCGCACAAUGCCUGCAAACCGAAACAAACAGCAAUUAGCUGCCAUUAUAGAGGAUGAGUGUUUGUCCACCGGACGUGAAGCAUCUUGUUUUAGACGUGUCCCAGAAGCGUAGGUACGCGUCUCUUCCACUUUGAUUCUAUUUUUUACGAGCUGCUGUUCCAGAACACAUCGGGUUCAGACCGGGCCAGACUGGAAGUUAAACACGAAGCAGUGUAAAACACCUGGAAACUCGCGUGCAGAUUUCCAGUUGCUUAAUUAGUAAAAAGUCAUUUUCUGUGAAAACUUUAGCUGAAGUAAACCAAAAUAAAAAAAUAAAAAUAAAUAAAUUACUGAUUUUUUUUGGAUACAUGUCUUUCUACUUGCUUUUUAUUGCGUAAACUGUCUAAAUCACGCAUGGCCUUGCAAUUUUUCCAUGAUUUCUUGACCUCGGGACCAGCUGAGUGGAACGCUUUUGCUGCCGUUUCACCCCGGAAACGGUCCUGGUGCGAAGGGAGUUUGCGGCUAAAACGUGUUUAUGUACCAUACUUUAUGAAAAUAUGCACUGGUAUGUUUCAAGUGCCUUUACAUCUAAAGUAUAAAUAUAGACCUUUAUGGAAGUUAUGGUCCAAGGUGAAGGUGCAGCCAUGGCAACAGUAUCAACUGGCACACUGUGUAGAAAAUCAAUUGAUUAUACAAAACCUCUUAAUACUAAUGUGACCUGAGGUGGAAUAUUAUUUACAAAUUUGUUGUGAUGAGUUUGUAGUUAUUUCUGAGAACUGGCUGCAGCUAUAGAAACUCAGCAGGACCUCUCUGUCCUGAUGAGUUUUAACUCAAUAGCUGACAGAUGAUGUUUACGUGAGAAACUGGAAGCUGUGUGGAAAA
This is a messenger RNA of Nothobranchius furzeri (turquoise killifish), 2837 nucleotides long. Lineage: Eukaryota; Metazoa; Chordata; Actinopteri; Cyprinodontiformes; Nothobranchiidae. The record is from RefSeq and is a predicted model, not a curated record.